This is a messenger RNA of Prunus persica (peach), 1199 nucleotides long. RefSeq names its product putative xyloglucan endotransglucosylase/hydrolase protein 1. The coding region runs from base 534 to 1199 and encodes 221 amino acids. The record is from RefSeq and is a predicted model, not a curated record. The transcript has 4 exons. NCBI's taxonomy places the organism in Eukaryota, Viridiplantae, Streptophyta, Magnoliopsida, Rosales, Rosaceae. Gene Ontology annotation, biological process: carbohydrate metabolic process. Gene Ontology annotation, molecular function: hydrolase activity, hydrolyzing O-glycosyl compounds.
CAGGACCAAGUACAGCCGAACGACUUUACGAUUUUUCAUUUUUAAAAACCCGUAUAGCGAACGGGCGAUCACGUGUCAAAUCAGUAUAGCCACGCAGCUAUACUAUUUAUAUUAAAAAGGAUGCCAUAUUAUAUAUACUCUAGACUAUUUUUAACAAAAUAAAAAUGAGUAUAGCGACUAUUUUUCUUUCUCCUACAUUACGAUUUUGGUAACUGAAAUUAAGAAAAGUUAAAUAAAACAAAAAACAAAAAAAAACCCCAAGCCCACCCAUUAAUCCGGUCGCCAUUCCCAUCCAAGCAAUCACCAACCCAACCCGAAAUCAUAAGUGUAUAUGCGCGUUUAAUUCGAUAUUUUAAUUUAAAAAAAAUUAUAAUUAUUAUAAUUAGAGGCAACACAUUGCAAAUAUCGAAGCUUUUAAACAGUCUAUUUAAUUAAUUUUAAUUCUUAUUAGAGCUUGUAUAAAUCUAUACUCAUGUAUAUGAAGAACACCCUUUCUUUAAUUUCUUUGCUUUUUUUUUUUUGGACCCUACACGAUGUGGUUUUAUCUGAUCUUUUUUCUAGUACUAGUUUGCACAAAGCAUAAUGUGGAAGGUGACCGUGAAGCAGCUGAUGAUGUUAGCUUUGACCAAAACUACGUCGUCCGAUAUGGAAAUGAUCAUGUCUUGCAACUAAACCAGGGAAGAGAUGUUCAGCUUUCUUUGGACCAGACUACAGGAUCGGGGUUUAAUUCGAAGAACGGAUAUGGUUCGGGAUUCUUUGAAAUGAAGCUAACAUUACCAUCAAGCCAUUCUCCGGGAGUUGUCACCACAUUUUAUUUAACUUCGCAUCCAGAUAAUAAGCCUGGAAACCAUGAUGAGCUGGACCUCGAGUUCUUGGGUACCGAUGGUCCAAAAUACACAUUACAAACAAAUAUCAAUGGGGGUGGAGAGCAAAGGCUUCAUCUUCGGUUUUUCGUGGACAACAUCCCCAUUAGAGUGUUGAAGAAGAACCCAAGCUUGGGUGCAAAGUACCCUACACAGGAGAUGUUUGUGGAGGGAAGCAUAUGGAAUGGAGAAUCUUGGGCAUCCAAUGGCAGAAAAGUAAAUUGGUCUAAAUCACCCUUCCAAGUUCAUCAUCGAAAAUUCAACAUAAAUGGCUGCCAAUUUGGAUCUGAGUGCUCUUCUGAAUCUCAGAGCAGCAAAGCUCUUACGAGAACGUGA